This is a messenger RNA of Gongylonema pulchrum, 681 nucleotides long. NCBI's taxonomy places the organism in Eukaryota, Metazoa, Nematoda, Chromadorea, Rhabditida, Gongylonematidae. The record is from the annotation of a GenBank genome assembly.
AUUUUGCUUCUAGUUUUGUCCAGUUUAAAUCGUCAUUUAAGAUCACUGCCGAUUUUGGAGAACAAUCGGAUACGACCGAUUGUGCAAUUUCUGGAUUCGCUGGAUGCGACACAUGCACGUAUGUCCAGAUUUAUACCAGACUGCCUGUACAGCGCUCAUGUUGAAGGUGCUACUGAGUCGUCGAUCGUCAACUUGUGUGACAUCAGCGGCGGACUGUUCGGUACGCUGGCACUGCCGGACGGAACUUAUCUCGUUGAGCCGGUGAAGGACGAUCAGAAGCAAAGCAAGCCGUCGUCGUCCAAGGCCCAUAUCGUGUACAAAUCCCGAUCUCAUUCAUUCCACAAAUGCGAUUUUUCUAGUCCUUCGUCUUCUUUUGCCGCUACUACCACUACUGCUGCUACAGCUGCUUCAUACUUAACAGUUGAUAACACUGCCAAUUAUGUUGAAACUCAUAAUUAUACUGCCUAUCGCAUAACCAACGACAGCAUCAACAGUGACGCUAUCACUGCCUAUUAUACGAACUCAGACGCCCAUCUCACUGGUAACUCUUCUUUUUCGCAACUUUCUGAGCGUAGUCGUGCUGGCCUUAUUUUCACCAUAUUUCAUCUGCUAACGAAGACGAUAUUAAACUCGCGAGAAUAUAGUGAUAUUGACAUCGCUUCUGGAUUUCAGUCGAACUGA